Messenger RNA from Gadus morhua (Atlantic cod), 7215 nucleotides. RefSeq names its product solute carrier family 25 member 22a (gene slc25a22a). The transcript is spliced from 11 exons. Lineage: Eukaryota; Metazoa; Chordata; Actinopteri; Gadiformes; Gadidae. The record is from RefSeq and is a predicted model, not a curated record. Gene Ontology annotation, molecular function: L-aspartate transmembrane transporter activity; L-glutamate transmembrane transporter activity. Gene Ontology annotation, biological process: L-glutamate transmembrane transport; malate-aspartate shuttle; aspartate transmembrane transport. The coding region runs from base 518 to 1456 and encodes 312 amino acids.
AGACGCGUCACGAUUACGCGUUAUCCUCCAUCCAUCCCCCACACAGCACCUUUAUAUUCACCGUUAGAGUAAAGCGUGCCUGCACUCCUCUCCCGUACCACUAGAGGGCCUCUCCCCAGUUCAGACCCAUCCCCGGUCUCCACAUCCAGCCCUCCCUCCUGCGCUCCUCCUCCCACUCGCUACCUCCAUUCAACCUUAAUGCUACCAACACCGGUACUUUAGCCAUCGUCGACCUGUCAGCCAAAGCUAUCCCUUGUGAAUCGUGAUAUUUAAAGCCGAAGUUUUCAGUCACAGAUAGAGGAUCAGUCUCCAUAAGACCUAAACCAGCCCCGGCAGACAAGGCAGGUGCUGUUCAAGGCGUCGAGAAUACCAACGGAAAACCUCUGUUUUCAUUUUCCAAACACCCACAGGACGACAGGUUCACGGUGUCAGUCACACGGACACACAGAAGGACGGCCGGACCAGCAUCUGAGGAGACUACUCUCUGAAGGCUUGACCAGCGGAAGGGACCAGAUAAAUGGCGGACAAGCAGAUCAGUUUGCCUGCCAAAUUAAUCAAUGGGGGUAUCGCUGGCCUGAUUGGAGUGACAUGUGUGUUCCCCAUUGACCUGGCAAAGACCCGCCUCCAGAACCAGCAGAAUGGAUGCCGCCUUUACACCAGCAUGUCUGAUUGCCUUAUCAAGACUAUUCGCUCAGAGGGAUAUUUUGGCAUGUACAGAGGAGCGGCGGUGAACCUGACCCUCGUCACGCCAGAGAAAGCCAUCAAGUUGGCGGCAAAUGAUUUCUUCAGACAACACCUGAGCGUGGACGGGAAACUCACCCUGGUGAAGGAGAUGCUGGCUGGCUGCGGGGCCGGUACAUGCCAGGUUGUUAUCACCACUCCUAUGGAGAUGUUGAAAAUCCAGCUCCAAGAUGCUGGACGCAUUGCGGCUCAGAGGAAGCUGAUGCCGGAGACGGUGGUGGCGGGCACGGUGGAGGCCAAAUCGCCCACUGCCAUGCAGCUAACGCGCAUGCUGCUGAGGGAGAAGGGCAUCGCCGGCCUGUACAAAGGCCUGGGCGCCACCAUACUCAGGGACGUUCCUUUCUCCAUUAUCUACUUCCCGCUGUUCGCCAACCUGAACCACCUGGGCAAGAGGGGCGUGGAGGGCCCCGCCCCCUUCUACGUGUCCUUCUUCUCCGGGUGUCUGGCCGGCAGCACCGCCGCCGUCGCUGUCAACCCUGUCGACGUGAUCAAGACCCGGCUGCAGUCCCUAAACCGGGGCAGCACGGAGGACACGUACAGCGGCGUUGUCGACUGUAUCAGGAAGAUCCUGCGCAACGAGGGCCCCGGAGCUUUCCUGAAGGGAGCCUACUGCCGCGCGCUGGUCAUUGCGCCGCUCUUCGGCAUCGCCCAGGUGGUGUACUUCCUGGGCGUGGCCGAGUACUUCCUGGCCCUGCUGCCCAAAAAGGACAAAUAGGAAGGAACCUUCCUCAUGCCCCUCCUACUGCUCCUCUCUGCCUAUCCUUCCUCCCACCAUGCAUUGCCACGACUCACCAAUCAAGAUUCAUCUCAUUAAGCGACGACAAAAGAAGGUUGCGUUGAUUUUCUGUUUUGUGCGUGUGUUCCGUUGAAUGUGGAGACUUCAAACGUUUGGGGAAUCUUCUGUGAGCCAGGCUGACUAGCGUGUCCCAUGCGAGGCCAGGAGGCGGGCAGAGCCAGCUCUCUGUAAUGAGGCACACAUAUCCUUUCUAUGUUCUUUCCAUAAGUCUUUCCUGACAUUGAGUGGAGCUGUGAGAUGUGAAUGUUGAGACAGAGUUGAUGCAUUGCCCCGGGUUGCCCAAAUCAUGCAAACCUUCCCACCACGUUUGCUUCCACCCAGCACUGUCCUCUCAGACGAUCAGGGGGUGUUGGCUUGGUAACAUUGAGAGAUGAUUAUCACAAUCCACUGUACAUAUCUCCCCUGGAACGAUCUCUAGCUGCAAGGACCCCAGACCCCCUUAUGAUUGAUCAGAUAUACAAUCCAAUGAAUUAGAGUAAAGUGUAUGUUUCGGGUUCAAAGAAAGAACCCUAGGACGUUUGGAUAUUUUUCAAACGUUCCCCAGAUAUGUACCGCUGACAUCUCACUCACCUGGCUGCAACUGGUUGUAAGGAACUCUGCCAUUCAGUCUAUUGGAGGCUGACCUGUAUUGCCUUUACCUAGAUUAUUAUAUAUAUAUAUGACGUUGCGUGACAGUGGCUCCACGAUGAUUAGGACAGCUCUAGUCCGAGGUCUGCAUUCAGCCCUUACUACAGUCUGUCUCGUUGGACCUAUCAUACAGGACCUACCUAGUUAUACACGAUAUGCAUUUCAAAUAGACGACGUAGCGUUUAAUCAAGUUAUUUUGCACAUUAAUAUGUACACACACUAAAAGCCUGUAAAUGCCAGUACCCCUGAUUGAAGAAGGUGCUAAUUAAAUUAAUUAAAUGUUUAUUGUAAUUACACCGGGGAGGAGCACUGUAACCCAUCCUGAAACCAACCCUUAGCCAUAUUAUCUUAGAGAUCCUGGAUCCCAGCGGGACUAUUGUUUACAGAUCAGUUCGAGCUCGCUCUUCUUAUCGUUAUUAUUUUGUUAUUUUGUUUAAAAGAAAUGAUCCAUCACGUGAAUACAGCGACAGUACCCAAAGAGCAUUAUACUAACACUGAAUUGUACAUGACAAUAGGUGGGCUUUUAGCAGGGGGACCGCCUUCCAUUCAGACAUAACGCCACUCCGACACUGAUGUCUAAUUGUCGUAGUGGCGGCACUUCCAUUGUUUUCAAUAGUAUCCGUCUGCGUCCUGCAAGACGGAGGCGUGACUUGUAGUAGGAGGCGUAACUUGUAGUAGGAGGCGUGUCUUGAACUUUUCUAAAUCAUGGAAGUAGGAGGCGUGUCUAGUACUUUUCUAAAUCGCGGAAGUGAUCUGUAUGUAGCAGUGGACCUCAAAUAUUAGGCCUUAUAUAAAAAUAAUCUUAACAUGAUCUUAACUUCAGACUUCGACUUCAAGGAAGAGCUCGCGUAUAUGUGAACCGGGAUUUACAAUAGGCCUACUUAAAUUACCGCAAAAAGAGGAAGAUCUCGCGUGGACCGCAAUUUAGAAAAGUACAAGACACGCCUCCUCCUGCUACAAGUGCCUACUACAAGUUACGCCUCUGUCUUGCAGGACGCAGACAGACCGUACUCCGGACCACUCCGGCAAUUUCUGUUUUCAUGGUCGGAGCGACGGUACUCAAAUUUUUUUCGAACGUCCCGCCAUUCCGACAUGAGGUCAUUAAUAUAAAUUGCAUUACUAUUAUCAUUGUAGCUUACUUUAAUUAAUUAAUAUGAUCAUUUCUUAGUUGCAUGCGAUGUAGUGUCCUACACUGACAUUCGUCAUUUUGAGUUGCGUGUCCCGAGUCCCAGCAAAAGCCUGUCGGGACGCUAAAAUGUCCUGGUUUCCAGCAUCCACUAAGAAAUGUCUCCUUUUGUCCGCAAUUAUAUAUCCAACGUGGUCUAAUUAUAGCCCGCUCAUUAACUAAAAAACACAUAGAAAGAUUAAAGCAUCGAGCAUGUGAUUUCAACAAUCUGAGAGGAUACGCAACAGGGAUAAUCGCACAGUGGAAUGCUGCGCGAUUUAAUCUGCACAGUGGAAAGCGCUCUUCCACUUGGCGGACAAGUGCUGGCCGGAGAUGUUCGCUCAUUUUAGAAGCAGGGAGAUGACAAGACAAAAAUACAUGAUUAAUUUGCCGUGUGCUGCCUGGCACUAAUGCGGCCCGCGAGGGAAUAUUUACAGGGCAUUUUAGUGGAAACCUAUAGGUAAAAAUAAAAGGUUGAGGGAUAUUUUAUAACAUGUUUAACGGAUUUCCCUUCUAUGGGCAAAAGCUGUUGGUUAAUUAUUAUUGAUCCCCUUCGAGAAUUUGUGUGGAAACGGGUGGGUCUGGGGCGGGCUAUAUUCUCACCUUUCUCCUUUGUAAAGGGCAUUGUAUUGCCUUUGGGCCGAUAUGAAGUUAACUGUGCCCAUUCCUUGAUUCGUUCUGAAUCAAACAAUUCAUUUCGUUCCAAUGAUCGUCCAAUCAACUCCAAUAGUGGUCCUGCAUUGAGUUUAAAUCCAACUCUAACGAAUACGAAACUCUAGCACUCGUAACACACUUGGGAAAUGCAGUCGUCAAUUGAUGGAAUGGGUUAUUUCAUACAUCAUCCCAAACAAAAUUUGGAAUUAACCAAAUAAUUUACAGAUAAAUAAUACUGAAAUGGCUACUUUUUGGUUUAACACAUUUUAACGAAAUAUUUAUGAUCCCCCAAUGUUGACCUGAAGUCGGCGCCGCAAUUUUCGUCUCGUAAACGGUCGUUGCCAUUUGAAACGGUCGAUGCCAUUUCCAACCAUGUCCGAUUGCGUCCGAUCUUGAAUUCCGAAUGCUUCGUGAACGGAAUUAAAACAUGGCGGACGUAGAGGAGCCAGGACCUGCAGCAGGUCACUUGGAGUCAGUUAAAAACAGCACAGGGUGGAAUGUUAAAUAAUCUCAGAUAUAAAUAACAAUAUCGGGUUAAAUAACUUCACAUGGUGUGUCUGGUGUGUUUCCAGCAUUCGUAGUGUUGAUCAGCAGAUAUAUAGUCCGCCAAGACGUUGAGGUUGCUUAGCAACCAGAGACUGUCCAUCAAGUGAACGGAGCGUUCCCUCUUCGUCAUCAAUAUCAAACCAAACAUCCUUCACAUUCACCGAGCGAACAUUAUGAAAGUAAAAUGCACAUUUCUCGCAAAAAAUGUGCGUAACUAUGUUACUAUUUCCACCCAGAAUAAAGAAAGAUGUCGGCCGUAUGCUUCUGUGCAAGCGUCACUACUCACUGCCAGUGACGUCGGGUCAAGCUCAACGCUGAUUGGGCAACGCGUUUCAAAUGGCAACGACCGUUUACGAGACGGAAAUUGCGUCGGCGCCACUGAUUGAUAGAUCAGUCGGAAUGGCAGUACUAAAAGGUGUCAGAAUGGGGGCAUGUCGAAAUGGCGGCAUAUCUGAAUGGCGGCAUGUCGGACUGCCAGCAUGUCGGACUGGCAGCAUGUGACCUUUAACAGGAUGCCUAAUGAAUGCAUGCUCUUCUUUAAAGAGUGUGUGUUUUCUCCAUGCUCCAAUGCUUGGACAGCCUUUGUCGUGCGUGUGCGUUACACCCUGCCAUAGAGCUGUAUCUCGUCUGAGAUCAAGGUGACUUUGAUGUGCAUUAUCCACCCACUUUCUCCUCACUCUCCCGCUCUCAGCAGCUCUAGACGUGUGCUGUUGCACCCUUGUAAACACAAUGCACCUUGUAUUAUGAUUUGUGGAUCAUCUUUAUCGGCAGUGUAGCGCAACCUGUGUGUUCUGAGGUGUCCCGUGUCCUGAUGUUGUACAUAUGCAGAGGAUAAUUACCUUUAUCUUUUAGUGUUGUUUUUGUACAUUCGGCUUAUUUGCACACCUACCUCUUCACUGCCCCCCCUUUUUGCAUCAAUGUUGUGGUGAUUUAUGUUGUAAGGAAAUGGUUCAUAUGAUGAAGUAUAUUAAUUGCAGCAACGGAUUCGAUUUUUUUUUUUUACCAUGUGCAAAGAUGAUGAUGCUUUAUGAUGAUGACCGCCUGUUCGAGGGCUGAUGGUGGCGUCUCUGGUCUCCCAGAAUGCUGGUCACGAGUGUUGUAUAAUGAUGUCAUAUUUAUAUUUAUUUGUAAAGCUUUCAGCUUCCUGUGAAUGCCGUAUAAUUAACUACAGGGAGAUAUUAACAAAAUGCUGGAAAUUGGACAUCGAUAUUCCUUGAUAUUGGUGCCUAUGUUGUUUGUUGGCCGCCGAGCGGCUCGCAGAGCGACGCUAAUGAUCGUAGAUUGAUUUGUGUGUGAACGAGACUGUCUGAUUCUUCACUUGAAGCCGUGGGUUUGAUCAGUCAGAGUCCAUGCGAGGGAAAGCCAUCUAGAAACCGCCACCAUCACUGGACACCUGCAGCCAUAGCGACGAGCCACAGACCAAGUACAAAGAGCUGCCCAACCGUACCAUCUCGCUUCAUUUCUUUCUGUACUGGUGAUGAUGUAAUCCCCCCCCCCCCCCCCCCCCCCUACAUUCCAAAGGCUAUGUAAUCUCAUUCCUAUUUGGUGUCAGUGGAAUUGUGAGAAAAAAAUUGAAUGUUAUUGGUUUGAUUGUUCCCAAUUUACUGAGAUGAUUUCAUAUUUUGUUUUUGUCAUCUGUUGUGCUGAUGAUUUGGUUUUAAUGCACCCGUGAAGUUUAAUUGACCUUGUGCACUUGUAUGUGUGCGUAUGAUUGUGUGUGAGACUGUGCGUGUGUGUAUGCGUAACAGUGUAGUGCUGUAGGUGAUAUAUGUCGUUGUGUAAGUGUGACACUGCAACGUUUUAUUUAUCUUAUCGUUGGUCCCACUCUUCUCUUCUCUUCAACACACUUCAAUACUCUUCAUCAGACUGUCCCUCAUCUAGACUAAGGAAGAGCCUGUUCCUCAAGGGUCCAUGAACCCAAAUAUAUAUCAGUGUAUACAAUCAAGAAAGCACAAAUGGAUAAUUAGGCACAAGAGACAACUUAUCCAAAUCGAACAAGCUUGAUAAAGAUCUUCGAUGUUAAUACCCCCCAUAAAUCAAAGUACUUUCACAACUUAACAAUAGAUGGAUUUAAAACUGGAACCCGGCUUUGAAAUUUUGUUUCACUACAUGUUAAGUGAAGUAUAGUCUUCAAGUCAAGGGCUUAUUCCAGGUUCCUGGGAAGCUCAACUGAAAACAAGAGGUCACUUCUCAGGCCUGCUCCGGAUCUUUAAUGGUAAGAACGGCUUGCAGUCCUGUCGUUCGUAUAGGCCUAUAUCACUUACAACACGUAUAAGAAUGUAACGUAAGAAUCUGAGAUAUAUUAUAAAUAGAGUGAAGAUUUUAUUAGAUUUUAGUCCAAAUAUUCAUAGCAGCAAGAGACACUGAAAAAAAUAACAAACCAGCUUAUCGAUAUGCAAUAAGUAGACACGUCACGUAGAUGCACACACAAAUAAUACAACAAUAAAUGACUCAUUUAGGACAAUGCAAUGCUCUCUCUGGAGAGCACAGUGCAUUAUUUCACUUUGGAUAUAGGUUCUCCACACCUUGCCUGCAUCUCCCUCGCUGACAAAGAGAGGAAGACGAGAUGCAUGGUGAGUGACGUAAUUGUCGUUGUUUACAAUGCGAUGAAAAAAAAAAGUAUGUAAUGACAUCUUGUAUUCCCUGCCACAACUUGCUGUUGAAUAAAAUGUUGAAUUAACCUUGA